UGUGAUGGCAAGGCAGUGAAAGACUCCUCGGUUCAGCUGGAUUUAACACAGUAACCCUGGAGAGCAGAUAUGAAGAGAAAAGUCCCUCCAAGCUCCAGAUGGGCCGAGAAAAGAUCUUCUGUGGUUUAUGCCGUACGCGCAGCCACGCUGGGCUCCUGGAGGAUGCUCACUCUAGGGCUGGAGUACCAGGAGACAUGGGCACCUUCACCUGACAAGAGCCGCAGUCCUGGUCGGCGGGUAGAGGAGGAGCCGCCGGAGCCAGAAGGAGAUGAUACCUGCACAGAGAAAACACCGUGGAAAGCCGCUAACACAGAACAUAAAUACGACGCAGUUUUACACCUGGACGGGCUGAGCAGAGAGGGGAGGAAAGACGGCGUGCGUCAGGUAGUCAGGAAGCACGAGACCCUAAACAACACGCCAUGGCCUCAAAGAAUGGCUCGCUUCGCAGAAGAUCUACCCACCCGCUAUGGAGGGAGCGCAGGCAGCGGAGGGAGAGGAGGACCGCCGGGCGCCGGGAGAGGGGGAGCCCGGGGUGGUGGCGCUGCGGGCGGCCAGAGGGUGUACAAGCAGUCCAUGGCCCAGAGAGCCCGGACGAUGGCCAUUUACAACCCGAACCCCGUCAAGCAGAACUGCUUCACUGUCAACCGCUCCCUCUUCAUCUUCAGAGAGGACAAUCUGAUCAGGAAGUAUGCCAAGAGAAUAACAGAGUGGCCUCCAUUUGAGUACAUGAUCCUGGCUACGAUUAUCGCCAACUGCAUCGUCUUGGCCCUGGAGCAGCAUCUACCUGCCAGCGACAAGACACCCAUGUCAGAGCGCCUGGAUGACACAGAGCCCUACUUUAUUGGAAUAUUCUGUUUCGAGGCUGCCAUUAAGAUCAUCGCCUUGGGCUUUGCAUUUCACAAAGGCUCCUACCUCCGCAAUGGCUGGAAUGUAAUGGACUUCGUUGUCGUCCUCACAGGGAUCCUGGCCACGGUGGGUUCAGACUUUGACCUGCGAACUCUGCGAGCUGUCCGGGUGCUGAGACCCCUCAAACUUGUGUCAGGAAUCCCCAGUCUCCAGGUGGUCUUGAAGUCCAUAAUGAAAGCCAUGGUUCCUCUGCUUCAGAUCGGCCUGCUGCUCUUCUUCGCCAUUGUCAUGUUUGCCAUCAUCGGGGUGGAGUUUUACAUGGGGAAAUUCCACACCACCUGCUUCAGGAUAGACACUGGUGAGAAGGCUGUAGAUUGGCCUUGUGGUGUGGAGCUCCCUGCUAGGUUGUGUCCAAACGGGACAGUAUGCAGGGAGUACUGGACUGGACCCAACUUUGGUAUCACCAACUUUGACAACAUCCUGUUUGCAGUGCUGACUGUGUUCCAGUGCAUCACCAUGGAGGGCUGGGUGGACAUCCUCUACAGCACCAACGAUGUUGCAGGAAACACAUGGAACUGGCUCUAUUUCAUCCCUCUCAUCAUUAUCGGCUCCUUCUUCAUGCUCAACCUGGUGCUUGGUGUCCUCUCAGGAGAAUUUGCCAAAGAGAGAGAGCGCGUGGAGAAGAGGCAGGAGUUCCUGAAGCUUCGGAGGCAGCAGCAAAUCGAGAGAGAGCUCACUGGAUACUUGGAGUGGAUCUGCAAAGCAGAGGAGGUGUUGCUGGAGGAGGAAGAUGAGAUUGCCGAGGAGAAGUCCCCGCUGGAUGGUGCGUGGUACAAGAGGAAACAAAACCUGCCAGUUUUGAAGCGAGGCAAAGCAAAGAAGGGUAAAAAUGACCUGAUUGGUGCAGAGGAAGGGGAGGAUCCUUUUGCAGACAUCUCCUCUGUUGCUCCUCCGGGCUCCCCUUUUGGUCGCUCCAGUGUGAAAAGCAGCGGGAAGAUGGACAGCUCAACUUACUUCCGGCGUAAAGAGAAGAGGACCCGGUUCUUCAUCCGCCGCAUGGUGAAGGCUCAGAGCUUUUACUGGAUCGUUCUGUGUGUGGUGGGCCUCAACACUCUGUGUGUGGCCAUUGUGCACUACGACCAGCCUGACUGGCUAACAACAUCCCUCUAUGCUGCAGAGUUUGUUUUCCUCGGUUUGUUUCUGACAGAGAUGAGUUUGAAAAUGUACGGCCUUGGAGUGAGGAAUUAUUUCCAUUCCUCCUUUAACUGCUUUGAUUUUGGGGUGAUUGUGGGGAGUAUUUUUGAGGUGAUCUGGGACAUGAUCAAACCAGGAGCAUCAUUUGGCAUCAGUGUGUUGAGAGCACUGCGACUUCUCAGGAUAUUUAAAGUCACCAAGUACUGGAACUCCCUGAGAAACCUUGUCGUCUCCCUCCUGAACUCCAUGAAGUCCAUCAUCAGCUUGCUCUUCCUCCUCUUUCUGUUCAUCGUGGUCUUUGCUCUGCUGGGCAUGCAGCUCUUCGGAGGACAGUUUAACUUUGAAGAUGAGACGCCAACAACAAACUUUGACACCUUCCCUGCAGCCAUCCUCACCGUGUUUCAAAUUCUCACUGGUGAAGACUGGAACGCCGUGAUGUACCAUGGGAUCGAGUCUCAAGGAGGCGUGCGCCGUGGCAUGUUCUCCUCUGUCUACUUUAUCGUCCUCACGCUCUUUGGAAACUACACCCUCCUGAAUGUAUUCUUGGCUAUCGCUGUCGAUAACCUUGCAAACGCACAGGAGCUAACUAAGGAUGAAGAGGAGCAAGAGGAGGCAGCCAAUAAGAAGCUCGCCCUGCAGAAAGCUUUGGAGGUAAAGGAAGUGAGCCCGAUGUCAGCGGCCAACAUCUCCAUUGCUGCUUUUGUAAAGCAAAAUCGAGAUGCAAUCUCUCGCAGGUCGUCCAUCAACAGCAUUCAGUCACCUAAGGAGCAGCAGCGGUCGACAAAGUCCAUGUCAGUGUGGGAGCAGAGGACCAAUCAGCUGAGGAGGCACAACCUGAGAGCGAGCAGCGAGGCCUUGUUCAACGAGCUUGACCCUGAGGAACGCCUCCGCAUGACCACUGCCCUGCACCUCCAUCCUGACAUGAAGACUCACCUGGACCGGCCACUGCUGGUGGACGCCAGAGACGGCGAGAAUCCUAGUAAGCUCCCUGAUGGUCGGGAAGAGGUUGAAGACGGGAUGGGAGACAGUUUCCACUCACACUCCAGGAAGCAUCACCGGCACCGAGACAAGAACGGAGAGAGCAGAGAUGGAGGCAACGGAGGCCGGGGAGGGAGGCACCACACCCACCACAGCAGGAGCAGAGAUCCGAACGGCAACGGCAUCCAGACGAAAGAGAGGAGAGGAGAGAGGAGCCACAGUCGUGAAGGAGGGCAAGGACACAGGCACCACCAUCAGGCUGGCUCACCUGAAGAGGAGACCAAUGGCAUGAGAGGAAGUGAAGAAAAGGGCCAUCGACACCACCACACCCAUCGAACGGCAAAAGAGGGAAAUGGGAUGAUAGCUAAUGGUGCACAGGGGGAGCGCUGGAUGAAAGGAGGAGGAGGAGGGGAGAGUAAUGGAGAGAGAAAGGCACGCUGCUCACGGGUUCUCAGAGCUCAGUCUACACUGGACGGAGACGACUGUAAGAGGAACAAGAAUGGGACCAGAGGUCACUGGGACAGACAUCCAGAUGCUGAGGAGGACGGCCUCGCCUCUAGUCCCCUGCAGCCGAUGCGGAGCAGCCUGAGUCUCGGAGACAAACAAGAGGAUGCUGACAACCAGAAGAACUCCACCAGGGCCAGCCAGGCCGGCCUCAACAGCAAUGCCAUCCACAUCCCUGUUACUAUUACCGCCCCGCCUGGAGAAACCACCAUCAUACCCAUGAACAACAUCGACUGUGACAACUUCCCACUCAACGAGGAGAAGAAAGAUCUGAAGGAGGAGGAGGAAGCAGCUAACGGGCCGCGGCAGAUCCUUCCCUACAGCUCUAUGUUUGUCUUCGGGGUGACAAACCCAGUGCGACGGCUGUGUCACUACGUGGUCAACCUACGCUACUUUGAGAUGUGCAUCUUGAUCGUCAUUACCAUGAGCAGCAUCGCUCUGGCAGCAGAAGACCCUGUGCAAGCCAACGCACCCCGCAACAAUGUUCUCAAGUAUCUGGAUUAUGUCUUUACUGGAGUCUUCACUUUUGAGAUGGUGAUUAAGAUGAUCGAUUUGGGACUGCUCCUCCACCCUGGCUCUUAUUUUCGUGACCUGUGGAACAUUCUGGACUUCAUCGUGGUCAGCGGAGCCCUUGUCGCCUUCACCUGCUCAGGGACCAAAGGCAAAGACAUCAAUACCAUCAAGUCUCUGAGGGUCCUCCGAGUCCUGCGGCCACUUAAGACCAUCAAACGUCUGCCCAAGCUGAAGGCGGUGUUCGACUGUGUUGUGAACUCUCUGAAGAACGUUUUAAACAUCCUCAUCGUCUACAUCCUCUUCAUGUUCAUCUUCGCCGUCAUCGCUGUGCAGCUCUUCAAGGGAAAAUUCUUCUACUGCACAGAUGAAUCCAAGAGUUUGGAGAAAGACUGCAGGGGUCAGUUUCUGGACUAUGACAAAGAUGAUGUGACUGCUCAGCCCAGAGAGUGGAAGAAGUACGAGUUUCACUACGACAAUGUUCUCUGGGCCUUUCUAACACUCUUCACGGUCUCUACUGGAGAAGGCUGGCCUGUGGUCCUGAAACACUCUGUUGACGCCACCUACGAGGACCAGGGCCCCAACCCCGGCUUCCGCAUGGAGACCUCUAUCUUCUACGUGGUCUACUUUGUGGUAUUCCCGUUCUUCUUCGUCAACAUCUUUGUGGCUUUAAUCAUCAUCACCUUCCAGGAGCAGGGAGACAAGGCCAUGUCCGAGUGCAGCCUGGAGAAGAACGAGAGGGCUUGCAUCGACUUCGCCAUCAACGCUAAGCCGCUGACGAGAUACAUGCCAGAGAACAAGCAGUCCUUCCAGUACAAGAUGUGGAAAUUUGUUGUGUCACCUCCGUUCGAGUACGCCAUUAUGACUCUAAUCGCCCUCAACACAGUCGUGCUGAUGAUGAAGUUCUACGGAGCUCCAUACCUGUACGAGUCCAUGCUGAAAUACUUGAACAUCCUCUUCACAGCCCUCUUCACACUGGAGUGCAUCCUCAAGAUUAUUGCCUUCGGUCCACUGAACUACCUGAAAGCAGCCUGGAAUGUGUUCGACUUUGUGACUGUGCUUGGGAGCAUCACAGACAUCCUGGUCACAGAGAUUAAGACGGACAAGAUGAUCAACCUGAGUUUCCUGAGGCUGUUCAGAGCUGCUCGGCUCAUCAAGCUGCUGCGACAGGGCUACACCAUCCGCAUCCUGCUGUGGACCUUCGUUCAGUCCUUCAAGGCUCUGCCGUAUGUCUGCCUGCUCAUUGCAAUGCUGUUCUUCAUUUACGCCAUCAUUGGGAUGCAGGUGUUUGGAAACAUCGAGCUGAAUGAAGACACGGCUAUAUAUCACCACAACAACUUCCAGACCUUUUUCCAGGCCUUGACCCUUCUCUUCAGGAGUGCGACAGGAGAGGCGUGGCAUGAGAUCAUGCUAGCGUGUCUGAGUAACCGGAAAUGUGACACACUCUCAGGAAUUGGGGGGAAUGAGUGUGGAAGUGACUUUGCCUACUUCUACUUUGUCUCCUUCAUCUUCCUCUGCUCCUUCCUGAUGUUGAACCUUUUUGUUGCUGUCAUCAUGGACAACUUUGAGUACCUGACCAGAGAUGCCUCCAUCCUUGGGCCUCAUCACCUUGAUGAAUUCAUCCGCGUGUGGGCAGAGUAUGACCCUGCAGCCUGUGGCCGCAUGACUUACCGGGACAUGUACGAGAUGCUUCGCGACAUGUCUCCGCCGCUAGGUUUGGGAAAGAAAUGCCCCCCUCGAGUGGCGUACAAGCGUUUGGUGAAAAUGAACAUGCCCAUCGCUGAAGACAGCACCGUCCACUUCACCUCCACCCUCAUGGCUCUUAUCCGCACUGCCCUGGAAAUCAAACUAGCUUCUGGGGUCCUGGCGCAGCAUUUGUGCGACGCUGACCUGAAGAGGGAGAUAAACCGAGUGUGGCCAAGUCUGCCGCAGAAGACUGUUGACCUGUUGGUGACACCUCCGAAAUACAAUGAGCUGACUGUGGGGAAAGUCUACGCUGCUCAUAUGAUCUUUGACUACUACAAACAGAACCGCGCCAAGAGACUCCAACAGCAGAACGCUUCAGGGGGACCUCAGAGUAAACUGGGGGCUUUAUUCCGUCCUGUGCUGCCACUCACUCACAUACUGGAAGUUGAUCCUCCAGUUUCCAGCCAAAAACAGCCAAUCACACCUGAACCUAAGCCAGAGGUGAAGCCAGAGAUCCUGCCCACUACCUGCCUCACUGCUGCCACCAGGGACACAAUACUGAACCAGAGGAGUGGGAUCAAACAUUCGCAGUCUGGAGACAUUUCUCAGACAGCACAGCGGCCCAAAGCCCGGAAGAAACUACAGAGAGGCCAGUCAGAGGAUGUGCCAUACUCCCCUCGACCUCAGGAACUGGUUGAACUGAAGCAGGUGGAGAACAUCUCAGACACAGAGGGAUAUCCAAACCUUGAGGGUCACUGCAGAGCUGCUUCACUGCCUCGCCUCAAUGCUGAGUACUACCGGAGCCACCCACGCCACGCCCCUGGGACCCACCUGGCACCGAUUGUUGACCUCAGUCCGAUCAGACGCUCAGCAUCCUCACUGACACAGCAACACCAUCUGGAGGGCGGGCUGAGGGAGUAUAACCUGGACCGGACCGGACCCUCAUCAGCAGGGUCAGGACAAGUCCAGAGCCAGGACAGAGCCCACCACCAUCACCACCACCACCGCUGCCAUCGACGCAGAGACAAGGACAAAGACAAGAAGCAGAAGUCAUUGGAUAGAGCUGCUUCUGUGCAGCCAUCCAGCACUGUUGAUUCAUUCACCGACCCUUCAGCUGAAGGCCUGUCCAGAGAAAGAGCGAGAGAGCGCGACCGCAGCCGGCCGCAUGAGAGGAGGCAUCACUCGUCAGCGGGAGAGAAGCAGCGCUACUAUUCUUGUGAGCGAUAUGGCAGCAGGGAGCAGUUUCACGCCAAGUCAGCAGGUCCAAGUCGAUCCACGUCUCCCGGAGAGCAUGGUAGCACUAUGGGUAAAUCCAUCCCUGUUACGCUUCCUUCUGGUUCAAGCACUCCAGGUCGCAGUCGCAGGCAGCUCCCACAGACGCCUCUCACCCCUCGUCCUGCUGUCGCCUACAAGACCGCCAACUCCUCUCCUCUCCCAUCAGGUGCCAGCACCACUAUGACAGGGCAUCAGACUCGCUUCAGCCGUGGCCUUUCAGAGCACGAUCGCUUAUUCGGGGGCCUUGAGGAGUCCCCAAUACCGAUCACUCGCAUCGGUUCAGACCCUAAUCUAAACCGGCAGCAGCAGGCUGGGUCUCAGCAGGCCCACUCCGAGGAUUCAGAGGACUUCCAGGACACUGUGAGCAGCUUUGAAGGGGGGCGCUCUGCCAGAACCACGGCCUCUACUACAGCCUCAUCCUCACAAGGAACUGCAGCCACGCCUGUCACUGUGCCUGCCAUGCAGGGCCGGGUGGGGCCGGUGCCGGUGCCCAAUGGGUAUCACUUCACUCUCGGGGUCAACUCUGCAUCUGGGCCUGGGGGCCGAGGAACAGGCAGUCUCAGGGAGAGGGAUGAAGAUGAUUGGUGCUAACAUGGCAGAAAGCUUUUAGCGGGCAACAGUGAGGCUCUACUGUGAGGCUUGUCAGGUCUGAUGAGCUGAUACAACGACAGAAGGAAAGAUACGCAGAAAAAGCCAGUAGAUAGUGCUCUAAAAGGGGAUCAGAAAUCAUUCCAGAUUUGUAGUCCUAAUCUUCUUUUUUAUAAAGUCUUUAGGGAAAAAACACUGAUGACUUUUCUACCCCCUUUACUUGCACUGAAAUUAUAGCACAAGUGAAGACCCUUAAGUAUUUUGCCUUUGCCAGUAAAAUCAGUGUUGAAGCAGAAGUCAGAAGCCAAAAUGUCUGAAGUGAAUCUCUGAAGUGUUUCAGGCUUAUCUGAAUGCCUCAUUUCUGGUAUAAACAUAGCUGCUCACAACACUGUUUUUAUUUUUAUACGUUUCAUGUGUUCAUAUUUUCUGUUUUAACUUGAUCAAGUUAAAGCUAUCACCAAAUUAUGAUUUUAUCUUCAUCAGCCAUUACUUCAGGAUUAUUACCAGAGCGGUCAUUAGGAAAACAAAGUGAUGUUCUGUCAUGAUGCAGUGAGUAAUGUGACAAAGUUUUAACACUGGAUGGGAGAGAGCAGGUCAAAGUUUGAGUUCUUUAUUAUUAUUUUUUGUAAAUUGUACCACAUUCUACUUUUUUUGUGGUGCAAUUAGGGACUGGAUAUCUCUUUCUGAUGUUCUGUGGCUGAAUACUAAGUGCCUCGUUUUCCAAGAUGUAUCUGAGCAGAUGGACUUGAACAUAAAAUAGAGGAUGUAAGUAUGUAAAAGUAUAAAGAACAAAGUUUGGAUCUGGUAAAAUGAACAGAAUGCAAAAAAAAUCUUCUUUCGUACUGAAUCUUGUUGUAGGUGAGUCAGAACUACAGAUCCAAAGUAAGCAAUGUAGUGCAUGCCAGGGUCUUGAACUUGUCAAAAAAUAGUGUCUGUACUUUUGCUUAAGGGUGUGUAGUAAGCACUUGCCUUUCUCUUUCAAAUAUACUGCCAGUCCGUUGGUAGACAUGAUCUCUGAGUGGAGAAAAGUGCCAUUUUUAUUUCUUAUCAACCAAACAAUCCAUAUUCAGAACCACUUGCCUCCUUGAGCAUUCAGAAUAUAUCUCAUCUCUGCCAUAUUUGCCCACAUUUCAUGGGUUCUCUUAUCUCUUUCCUCUCAAAGCAGUAUUGUGCGAAGGUUCAUAGGCGAGGCUACCUGUUCACAGGUACACCUGACAGGUUGUGUUGUUGCUGCAGACUGUUGACUUCAAGUAGGGCUAUGCAACAAGACGACACUUCAUCUGCCCUGUAGCUUUACCCUCUGGAAAUCUCCAGGUUCAGGCUUUAGUGUGACUGCGACCAAAUUUUACAUUAAAUGUAUGAAGAGUUGUAAAUUGUAAAUGUAUUAUAAGAUGUACAGUGAAGUGAUAAACACACACUGAGGCACAAAAUGCUAUCAAAGCUGAUACUUAUGAAACACAGGGCAUUUUUAAAGGUUGGCAAGUUGGCUGCAUGACGCCUACUCAGACUGAACCACCCAAAAUGUAAAACUGUGCUCCUCUCAGACUUGGGUCAAGUUUUAUUUUUAGCUCUUUUAAUGAGUUUUAAACUUGCUAAGUAAACCACAACCAAGGUUAUUUCAUUGGCAAAGAAAAAACAAAUAUUUCCUGUUGGAUAUUGAGAAUUUUAAAGGAUAAGUGCAAACUGUAACUAAGGACAUUUUUAUCAUUACUUUUAUUCAAAUCA
Cheilinus undulatus (humphead wrasse) is the source of this 9306-nucleotide messenger RNA. It is a transcript of the gene cacna1bb, whose product is annotated as calcium channel, voltage-dependent, N type, alpha 1B subunit, b. Bases 70 to 7584 code for a protein of 2504 amino acids. The record is from RefSeq and is a predicted model, not a curated record. Gene Ontology annotation, cellular component: neuronal cell body; voltage-gated calcium channel complex; membrane. Lineage: Eukaryota; Metazoa; Chordata; Actinopteri; Labriformes; Labridae. The transcript is spliced from 51 exons. Gene Ontology annotation, biological process: calcium ion import across plasma membrane; chemical synaptic transmission. Gene Ontology annotation, molecular function: high voltage-gated calcium channel activity.